CCACAUCGUACCCACCAAUAACCCAGUUUUGUUCAAUCACUGAAGCAUCAUCGACAUGCUUCUUCGUGCAUCAUCAUCAUCAUGUAUGAGCUCUAGUUAGCAGGUUACACUUGCACCAAUUCAUCAUAAAGUAAUCUUAAGUUUCAUGAGUGUAACAUCAUACCCCAUAUCAUAUCAUUUGAACUUGAACAUGUCUUCUUCUCUUUCCUGGCUCACCUCACCCUCAUGUUCCCCUUUGGCCAUAGAUUCAUCUUCUUCUUCUUCUUCACAACUCUUAGCUCAGUGGUUAAGGUUUAUCUUCCUAUCUCCAUGUCCUCAGAGACUUAUUCUUUCUGCUAUUGAUUUUAUCUUUUUGGUCUUCCUAUUAGCCUUUGCAGCUCAAAAACUCUAUUCUCGGUUCACUUCCAAUGUGAACUCUACCUCCACCGUCACCAAACCCCUUUUGCAAGAAAAGGAUUCUGACUACAAAGUUACCUUGUGGUUCAAACUAUCCUUCUUGGUGACCACCCUUUUGGCCGUAGCUUACACGGUUCUAGGCAUCUUGGCUCUCACACAAAGCAACCUUGCUUCAUGGAAACUGAUAGAGGCACAGUUUCGGUUCUUCCAAGCCGUAGCCUACAUAGUGAUAGUGAUUCUAUUGGUUCACGAGAAGAAGUUCAAAGCUUCAAAGCACCCUUUAUCAUUAAGAAUCUAUUGGACAGCAAACUUGGCGAUUGCUUGCUUGUUUGCUGCUUCAGCCAUUGUUCGAAUGGUAACUGUUGAUGAAACAAGAUUGGAGCUUAGUUUGAGAGUGGAUGACAUAUUCUCAUUGAUUAAUCUUCCAUUAUCUUUGUUCCUUUUCAUAGUAUCCAUUACAGGGUCAUCAGGGAUUCAAGUAAUCAGAAUAUCUGAUGUAGUAGGAAGGACAAAUCAGUGGCUUUCCAGCGAUAGAAAUUUGAGUCCUUAUGCCUAUGCCCCGUUUUUCUCCAAAGUAGUGUGGUUUUGGAUGAACCCUUUGCUGAGUAAAGGGUACAAAUCACCCCUCAAGCUUGACGAUGUUCCUACACUUCCUCCAGGGUUUCGAGCUGAGAAGAUGUCCGAAAUCUUCCAAGGCAAUUGGCCAAAGCCAGAGGAAAACAGCAAGCACCCAGUUGGACUCGCAUUGUUUAGGUGCUUCUGGAAACACAUAGUCUUCACAGGCUUGCUUGCAUCUAUGAAGCUUGCAGUUAUGUACGUUGGUCCAACGCUUAUUCAGAGUUUUGUUGACUACACCUCGAUGAAAAACAGCACUCCCAGUGAAGGUGUUUAUCUGAUAGCUAUCCUGUUUUUGGCAAAAUCAGUUGAAGUCCUAAGUGUACACCAAUUCAAUUUCCACUCGCAGAAACUAGGCAUGCUCAUUCGUUCCAGCAUCAUAACAUCAGUCUACAAAAAGGCUUUGAGGUUGUCAAGUUCUUCAAGACAAGCUCAUGGAACUGGCCAGAUUGUGAACCACAUGGCUGUUGAUGCACAGCAACUCUCAGAUUUGAUGAUGCAGUUUCACCCCAUAUGGAUGAUGCCAUUGCAAGUUGGUGCAGCUUUGGCCCUUAUCUAUAGCUGUGUUGGCUUGUCUGUGCUUGCAGCACUUCUUGGAACUACCGUGGUUUUUCUCUUCACUCUAUUUCGCACCAAGAAGACCAAUACCUUCCAGUUCAGGAUUAUGAAGAGCCGUGACUUGAGGAUGAAGGCAACAAAUGAGUUGCUUAACAACAUGCGUGUGAUUAAGUUUCAAGCAUGGGAGGAGUAUUUUGGCAACAAAAUUGCGGAGUUUCGCAAAGCCGAGCAUGGUUGGAUUGGCAAGUUCUUGUACUAUUUUGCAAUUAACAUGGGGAUUUUGUCCACUGCUCCCUUGACGAUAACUGUUCUUACAUUUGGAAGUGCAACUUUGAUGGGGAUUCGUUUGAAUCCUGGCACUGUGUUCACAAUAACUUCAGUGAUCAAGAUUCUGCAAGAGCCUGUGAGGACUUUCCCUCAGGCUCUUAUGUUGAUUUCUCAAGCAUUGAUCUCUCUUGGGAGGUUGGAUGAGUUCAUGAUGAGUAAGGAAAUGGAUGACAAUGCAGUGAAGAGAGAGGAUAGUUGUAAUGGUGACAUAGCUUUGGAGAUAAAAGAUGGCAAGUUCUCGUGGGAUGAUAAGGAUGGGAACGUGGCUCUUAGUGUUGAUGAGUUGGUACUUAAGAAAGGGGACCAUGCUGCAAUUGUAGGAACUGUUGGGUCAGGCAAGUCUUCUUUGUUGGCUUCUGUGUUAGGGGAAAUGUUCAAGAUCUCAGGAAAGGUCAGAGUUUGUGGGAAAAUUGCCUAUGUAGCACAGACAUCAUGGAUUCAGAAUGCAACCAUCCAAGAUAACAUAUUGUUUGGUUUACCAAUGAACAGAGAGAAGUACAGGGAAGUUAUUAAAGCAUGCUGCCUGGAAAAAGAUCUUGAAAUGAUGGACUAUGGAGACCAGACUGAGAUUGGAGAACGGGGUAUUAACCUCAGUGGUGGCCAGAAGCAACGUGUACAACUUGCUAGAGCUGUGUACCAUGACUGUGACAUUUAUCUCCUUGAUGAUGUAUUCAGUGCUGUUGAUGCACAAACAGGAUCAUAUAUUUUUAAGGAAUGUAUCAUGGGAGCUCUCAAAAAUAAGACAAUUUUACUUGUUACCCACCAAGUUGACUUCUUGCAUAACGUUGACUCUAUAAUGGUGAUGCGAGAUGGAAGAAUAGUGCAAAAUGGAAAGUAUGAUGAACUUCUCAAGGCUGGUCUGGAUUUUGGUGCACUUGUGGCUGCACAUGAAUCCUCAAUUGAUAUUGCAGAAACAAGUGAUGAAGUUGGUGUUUCUUCUGCUCAGUCUCCAAAAUUGGCUCGUAUUCCUUCAAAAGAAAAGGAAAGCAAUGGCGAAAUGCAGGCUCAAGAUGAAUCUAAGUCUGAUAAGACUAAAGCAAAUCUCAUUGAAGAAGAGGAAAGAGAAACAGGCCGUGUGAACCUUCAAGUGUAUAAACAUUAUUUCACUGAAGCAUUUGGGUGGUGGGGUGUUGCACUCAUGCUGGGAAUGUCUCUAACUUGGAUUAUAUCUUUUUUGAUUGGUGAUUACUGGCUAGCAAUUGGAACUGCAGAAGAUUCUGGCGUUUCUCCUCCUACAUUCAUUAUUGUCUAUGCUGUGAUAGCAGUUGUUGUUUGUAUUGUGGUCAUGUGCAGAUCACUCCUAUUUACAUAUUGGGGUCUGAAGACAUCUCAAAGCUUCUUCACUGGAAUGCUUCAAAGCAUCUUGCAUGCACCAAUGUCAUUCUUUGACACCACUCCUUCUGGCAGAAUUUUGAGUCGAGUAUCGACAGAUAUACUUUGGCUUGAUAUAUCAAUUCCAAUGUUAACAAACUUCGUAAUGGUCGCUUACUUCUCAUUAAUCAGCAUCCUCUUUGUCACAUGCCAAACUGCUUGGGAGACUGUCUUCCUCUUAAUUCCACUGUUUUGGCUGAAUAACUUUUAUCGGAAAUACUUCCUUGCAUCUUCUAGGGAACUGACUCGACUUGAUUCUAUCACAAAAGCUCCUGUGAUACAUCACUUUUCAGAAACCCUUGCUGGUGUUAUGACAAUCCGUGGCUUCAGAAAGCAGAGCGCAUUUUCUCAGGAAAAUAUUGACAGAGUCAAUGCAAGUCUACGGAUGGAUUUCCACAACAAUGGUGCUAAUGAAUGGCUUGGUUUUCGCUUGGACUAUAUGGGAGUUAUUUUCCUUUGCAUAUCCACUAUUUUUAUGAUCUUUUUGCCAAGUGCUAUCGUGAAGCCAGAAUAUGUUGGUUUGUCUUUGUCCUAUGGCCUGGCUCUCAGUAGUCUCUUGUCAUUUACCAUAUCUAUGACUUGCUCUGUUGAGAACAAAAUGGUUUCUGUUGAGAGAAUAAAACAGUUCACCAACCUUACGCCAGAAGCUCCAUGGAAAAUUGCUGAUAGGACUCCUCCUGAGAAUUGGCCCAGUCAAGGCAGUAUUGAGUUGAAUAAUUUGCAGGUACGGUAUCGACCAAAUACUCCUCUAAUUCUGAAGGGAAUAUCUCUCAACAUUGAAGGAGGAGAAAAGAUUGGUGUUGUUGGGCGUACAGGAAGUGGGAAAUCAACCCUUAUCCAGGUGUUAUUUAGGUUGAUUGAGCCUUCAGCUGGGAAGAUAAUUGUUGAUGGGAUCAAUAUUUGCACUGUGGGCCUUCAUGAUCUUAGGUCUCGACUUGGAAUUAUUCCUCAAGAGCCUGUCCUCUUUCAAGGAACAGUAAGAAGCAACAUUGACCCUCUUGGACUGUAUUCAGAAGAAGAAAUUUGGAAGAGCCUUGAACGCUGCCAACUGAAAGAAGUUGUGGCUUCAAAGCCUGAGAAACUUGAGGCUUCAGUGGUUGAUGGUGGAGACAAUUGGAGUGUGGGGCAAAGGCAAUUGCUAUGCUUGGGAAGGAUCAUGCUAAAACGCAGCAAAAUACUAUUCAUGGAUGAAGCUACAGCAUCCGUUGAUUCACAAACUGAUGCUUUGAUACAAAAGAUCAUUCGUGAGGACUUUGCAGAGCGUACAAUUAUCAGCAUUGCUCAUAGAAUACCAACAGUCAUGGAUUGUGACAGGGUUUUGGUCAUUGAUGGAGGUUUUGCAAAGGAAUUUGACAAGCCAUCACGUUUGCUAGAAAAGCCUUCACUUUUUGGGGCAUUGGUUAAGGAAUACUCCAAUAGAUCAGCUUAACUACGGCUGUUUGCUAUUGCUUGGAUUCUAACCGAUGACACAAAUAAUGUACUAAAUUUCCAACAUGCGACAACAAAGACGAAGGCACAUGUCUACAGCUCCAGUUAUUGUUGUGUUGUAGAUCAAUUUUUUGAUGCUUUAAUUUGUCUAGGAUUAAAUGUAAGAGAAUUUAAAUUACUUGGAUAUUGAAAUCUAGUUUGCCUGCAAUUAUUUUUAAAAUAUAUAUAUUAUCUUGACGUGACUAUUCUCU
Abrus precatorius (Indian licorice) is the source of this 4946-nucleotide messenger RNA. Its product is annotated as ABC transporter C family member 14-like. The coding region runs from base 146 to 4696 and encodes 1516 amino acids. Gene Ontology annotation, molecular function: ATP binding; ATP hydrolysis activity; ABC-type transporter activity. NCBI's taxonomy places the organism in Eukaryota, Viridiplantae, Streptophyta, Magnoliopsida, Fabales, Fabaceae. The record is from RefSeq and is a predicted model, not a curated record. Gene Ontology annotation, cellular component: plant-type vacuole; vacuolar membrane. The transcript is spliced from 11 exons. Gene Ontology annotation, biological process: transmembrane transport.